Molecule: messenger RNA, 882 nt
Organism: Argentina anserina (silverweed cinquefoil)
Lineage: Eukaryota; Viridiplantae; Streptophyta; Magnoliopsida; Rosales; Rosaceae
Product: ubiquitin-conjugating enzyme E2 28
Exons: 5
Coding region: 235-681 (148 amino acids)
Biological process (GO): protein polyubiquitination; ubiquitin-dependent protein catabolic process
Cellular component (GO): nucleus
Source: RefSeq, a predicted model, not a curated record
CUCACUAUAAAAAGCGCACAAGAGGGUUCGUCUCAAAGUCUCCGAGUUUUGGGUGAAAAAAUCCCGGGGGGUCUUAACAAUCGGUGAUAGCGGAAUACCUCUAGGGAGGCGGAUCUACUUGAACCCCGUUUUCCCCUUCGCCUUCCCGCCAUUCCCGUCCGAUCUCAGCUUUGCAGGGUCUGGUGCUGUUUGGGAGCUUUGUAAGUUAAAUAAUAAGAUACAAGUUUCGUCAUCAUGGCUUCCAAGCGCAUCUUGAAGGAGCUUAAGGAUUUGCAGAAGGAUCCUCCCACUUCCUGCAGCGCCGGCCCUGUGGCUGAGGACAUGUUUCACUGGCAAGCAACGAUUAUGGGACCCCCUGAUAGCCCAUAUGCGGGAGGUGUAUUCCUUGUGACCAUUCAUUUCCCUCCUGACUAUCCUUUCAAACCUCCUAAGGUUGCAUUUAGGACCAAGGUCUUCCACCCGAAUAUCAAUAGCAAUGGAAGCAUUUGUCUUGAUAUCCUUAAAGAACAAUGGAGUCCGGCCCUUACUAUCUCCAAGGUAUUGCUCUCAAUCUGCUCUUUGCUGACUGACCCAAAUCCUGAUGACCCCCUUGUACCGGAGAUUGCCCACAUGUAUAAAACUGAUCGAGCCAAGUAUGAAUCGACUGCUCGUAGCUGGACUCAGAAGUACGCGAUGGGGUAGUGAUGUAUUUCCCAUGUUAAGGAUUUGUACUUUGGGGGUGGCAAGGUUUUAAGGGUGUUGAUUAAUAUGUGGGAUGAAAGAUCUUUGUUCUUCCUAUGUUUUGUUAUAUUACCAAAGAUACGAUGGAAUGUAAUUCAGGUGUCACCAGAACUUGAUGUUCCUUCCGGCUUGAUCAGUAAUCUAUCAUUUGUGGUUUGUUUA